This is a messenger RNA of Scutellospora calospora, 301 nucleotides long. The record is from the annotation of a GenBank genome assembly. NCBI's taxonomy places the organism in Eukaryota, Fungi, Glomeromycota, Glomeromycetes, Diversisporales, Gigasporaceae.
UAAUUUUUGGGAUGAAAUUAAUGUUCUAAAUAUUAAUGAAAUUUAUGAUCCUUUACAAAAUUUCUUAGAUAAUUGGGACAUCUUUAUGGAAAAUACUAAUGAAGCUUUGGAUAAUUUGGAAACUAAUAAUGAAAACACGUCCUUGAGUUUACAAAAUAAAAUUACUCAAAAUGAAGUAUCUAAUGAACAACAAAAUUUGGACACUAAUGAAAACUUUGAAAAUAGUUCUGAUAAAAGCUCUUCUGAUGAAAAUAAUGAACUAUCAAUAAUCGAUAAAGUCAAAAAAAAAUUUACAACAUGA